AUGGAUCAUGUUGAAGAAACUGAAAUCCUUGCAGCAACCCAGCGGUACUAUGUGGAAAGACCUAUCUUUAGUCACCCGGUCCUCCAGGAAAGACUGCACAAGAAGGACAAGAUUUCGGAAUCCAUUGGGGAUAAGCUGAAACAGGCAUUCACAUGUACCCCUAAGAAAAUACGAAAUAUCAUUUACAUGUUCCUCCCCAUAACCAAGUGGUUGCCUGCAUACAGAUUCAAGGAGUAUGUGUUGGGUGACAUAGUCUCAGGCAUAAGCACAGGUGUGCUGCAGCUUCCUCAAGGUUUAGCCUUUGCAAUGCUGGCAGCUGUGCCUCCGGUGUUUGGCCUGUACUCUUCAUUUUACCCCGUUAUCAUGUAUUGUUUUUUUGGAACCUCCAGACACAUAUCCAUAGGUCCAUUUGCAGUUAUUAGCCUGAUGAUAGGCGGCGUGGCUGUUCGAUUAGUACCAGAUGAUAUAGUCAUUCCAGGAGGAGUAAACGCAACCAACAGUACGGAGGCAAGAGAUGCUUUGAGAGUGAAAGUCGCCAUGUCUGUGACCUUACUUACAGGAAUCAUUCAGUUUUGCCUAGGUGUCUGUAGGUUUGGAUUUGUGGCCAUAUAUCUCACGGAGCCCCUGGUCCGUGGGUUUACCACUGCGGCAGCUGUGCAUGUCUUCACCUCCAUGUUAAAAUACCUGUUUGGAGUUAAAACAAAGCGGUACAGUGGGAUCUUUUCAGUGGUGUAUAGUACAGUUGCUGUGUUGCAGAAUGUUAAAAACCUCAACGUGUGUUCCCUAGGCGUUGGGCUGAUGGUCUUUGGUUUGCUGCUGGGUGGCAAGGAGUUUAAUGAGAGAUUUAAAGAAAAAUUGCCAGCGCCCAUCCCUUUAGAGUUCUUUGCGGUGGUUAUGGGAACUGGCAUUUCAGCUGGGUUUAGCCUGCAUGAAUCGUACAAUGUGGAUGUCGUUGGGACACUUCCUCUGGGGCUGCUACCUCCGGCCAAUCCGGACACCAGCCUCUUCCACCUUGUGUACGUGGAUGCCAUUGCCAUAGCGAUCGUUGGAUUUUCGGUGACCAUCUCAAUGGCCAAGACCUUGGCGAAUAAGCAUGGCUACCAGGUCGAUGGCAAUCAGGAGCUCAUUGCCCUGGGACUGUGCAACUCCACUGGCUCACUCUUCCAGACUUUUGCAAUUUCAUGCUCCUUGUCUCGAAGCCUUGUCCAGGAGGGAACUGGAGGGAAGACACAGCUUGCAGGUUGUUUGGCCUCAUUAAUGAUUCUGCUGGUCAUAUUAGCCACUGGAUUCCUCUUUGAAUCAUUACCCCAGGCUGUGCUGUCGGCCAUUGUGAUCGUCAACCUGAAAGGAAUGUUUAUGCAAUUCUCAGAUCUCCCCUUUUUCUGGAGAACCAGCAAGAUAGAGCUGACCAUCUGGCUUACCACUUUUGUUUCCUCCUUGUUCCUGGGAUUGGACUAUGGCUUGAUUACUGCUGUGAUCAUCGCACUGAUGACUGUAAUUUACAGAACACAGAGUCCGAGCUACAUAGUCCUUGGGCAGCUUCCUGACACUGAUGUGUACAUUGACAUAGAUGCGUAUGAGGAGGUGAAAGAAGUUCCUGGAAUAAAAAUAUUCCAAAUAAAUGCCCCAAUUUAUUAUGCAAAUAGUGACUUAUAUAGCAGUGCAUUAAAAAGAAAGACUGGAGUGAACCCAGCCUUCAUAUUGGGAGCAAGAAGAAAGGCCAUGAAGAAGUAUGCUAAGGAAGUUGGAAAUGCCAACAUGGCCAAUGCAACCGUCGUCAAAGUGGAUGCAGAAGUAGAUGCAGAAGAUGGCACCAAGCCUGAGGAAGAGGAGGAUGAAAUAAAAUAUCCCCCAAUAGUCACCAAGAGCACACUUCCUGAGGAACUGCAAAGAUUUAUGCCCCCAGGGGAUAACGUCCACACCAUCAUUCUGGAUUUUACGCAAGUCAAUUUUAUGGAUUCCGUUGGUGUAAAAACUCUGGCAGGGAUUGUAAAGGAAUAUGGAGAUGUCGGCAUUUAUGUGUAUUUAGCAGGAUGCAGUGCACAAGUCGUGAGUGACCUCACUCAAAAUCAAUUCUUUGAAAAUCCUGCCUUACUGGAUCUGCUGUUCCACAGCAUUCACGAUGCAGUCUUAGGCAGCCAAGUUCGAGAGGCACUUGCCGAACAGGAGGCCACGGCUGCUCCUCCCCAGGAGGACUCUGAGCCCAACGCCACUCCGGAAGCUUAGACGAGGAGCUCAGCCUGCGAU
This is a messenger RNA of Globicephala melas (long-finned pilot whale), 2247 nucleotides long. It is a transcript of the gene SLC26A5, whose product is annotated as solute carrier family 26 member 5. NCBI's taxonomy places the organism in Eukaryota, Metazoa, Chordata, Mammalia, Artiodactyla, Delphinidae. Gene Ontology annotation, biological process: transmembrane transport. Gene Ontology annotation, molecular function: chloride transmembrane transporter activity; bicarbonate transmembrane transporter activity; oxalate transmembrane transporter activity. The record is from RefSeq and is a predicted model, not a curated record. Gene Ontology annotation, cellular component: plasma membrane.